This is a messenger RNA of Procambarus clarkii (red swamp crayfish), 762 nucleotides long. NCBI's taxonomy places the organism in Eukaryota, Metazoa, Arthropoda, Malacostraca, Decapoda, Cambaridae. The record is from RefSeq and is a predicted model, not a curated record.
AUGGAGUAUCAGGCAUACACAGCCGGCCACGUGGAGUGUCAGGCAUACACAACCGGCCACGUGGAGUAUCAGGCAUACACAGCCGGCCACGUGGAGUGUCAGGCAUACACAGCCGGCCACAUGGAGUAUCAGGCAUACACAGCCGGCCACGUGGAGUGUCAGGCAUACACAGCCGGCCACGUGGAGUGUCAGGCAUACACAGCCGGCCACGUGGAGUGUCAGGCAUACACAGCCGGCCACGUGGAGUAUCAGGCAUACACAGCCGGCCACGUGGAGUGUCAGGCAUACACAGCCGGCCACGUGGAGUGUCAGGCAUACACAGCCGGCCACGUGGAGUAUCAGGCAUACACAGCCGGCCACGUGGAGUGUCAGGCAUACACAGCCGGCCACGUGGAGUGUCAGGCAUACACAACCGGCCACGUGGAGUGUCAGGCAUACACAGCCGGCCACGUGGAGUGUCAGGCAUACACAGCCGGCCACAUGGAGUAUCAGGCAUACACAGCCGGUCACGUGGAGUGUCAGGCAUACACAGCCGGCCACGUGGAGUGUCAGGCAUACACAGCCGGCCACGUGGAGUAUCAGGCAUACACAGCCGGCCACGUGGAGUGUCAGGCAUACACAGCCGGCCACAUGGAGUAUCAGGCAUACACAGCCGGCCACGUGGAGUGUCAGGCAUACACAGCCGGCCACAUGGAGUAUCAGGCAUACACCAGCCGGCCACAUGGUGGGGGCUGGGGUUAUCAAACAUACACAUUCGAAUAG